CAUUUUCAAUAAACUGUCGUGGAACAUUUUUCUUUGUUGUUUUUCUUUACAUACUUCUUAUACUUGCAGCAAAUAUGUCGUAUUUCUAUAUGGGAGCGCCGAGAAGGUGGAAUGUAUUUGGUGCGGUAGUAGGGGUACGCUCUAUUGCUUCCAUCCGCUCUCUCCCCAAAGCUGUGGCUGAGUUUGUUUCUAAUGCUGUGGCAGAGUGCAAGCCUGCUAAAGUCCAAGUGGUGACAGGUACACCUGAGCAGACGGCAGAUAUUCUGGCUGGCAUGGAAAAAGAAGGCAUGAUAAAAAAACUGCCCAAAUAUGAUAACUGCUGGCUUGCACGCACAGACCCUAAAGAUGUGGCACGCGUGGAAAAUAAGACCGUAAUAGUGACUGGGCAGCAGAGAGAAACAGUACCAAUUCCAGGCAGUGGCAUAAAGAGCCAGCUUGGCAACUGGAUGAGUGAAACUGACUUUCAGAAAGCCAGAGAAGACCGUUUUCCUGCCUGCAUGACAGGACGGACCAUGUAUGUUAUACCAUUCAGUAUGGGUCCACUGAAUUCUUCUCUAGCUAAAUUUGGUGUUCAGGUGACGGACUCUCCAUAUGUGGUAGCCAGCAUGUCGAUUAUGACUCGCACAGGCAAAUCUGUUAUGGACAAACUUGCAGAGGGUGUAAAGUUUGUACGUUGCCAGCACUCAGUGGGAAGACCUCUGCCACUUAAAGCUCCAUUAAUAAACCAGUGGCCUUGCAAUCCGGAUAAGGUAUUAAUCUCACAUCUUCCAGACAGCAGACAGGUAUUGUCUUUUGGAAGUGGUUAUGGUGGAAAUUCUCUCCUUGGAAAGAAAUGUUUUGCCCUUCGUAUUGCCUCUUGCAUUGCCAAGGAUGAGGGCUGGCUGGCUGAACAUAUGCUGAUUCUGGGAAUCACAAAUCCUCAGGGUGUAAAGCGAUAUGUUGCAGCAGCUUUUCCAAGUGCUUGUGGCAAAACCAAUCUGGCCAUGAUGAAACCUACAUUGCCAGGUUGGAAGGUGGAGUGUAUUGGAGAUGAUAUUGCCUGGAUGAAAUUUGACUCUCAGGGUAAACUUAGAGCCAUUAAUCCAGAGAAUGGAUUCUUUGGUGUUGCACCUGGCACCUCACUAAAGACAAACCCUCAUGCCAUGGAAACAAUUUCUAAAAAUACAAUAUUUACAAAUGUAGGUGAGACCAGUGAUGGUGGGGUUUGGUGGGAGGGACUUGAACCCCCAGCACCUGGCAUCACUUUGACAGACUGGCAUGGAAAGCCCUGGAUGCCAGGUUCUUCUAGACUGUGUGCACACCCUAAUUCCAGGUUCUGUGCCCCUGCUGUCCAAUGCCCCAUCAUGGACCCUUUGUGGGAGAGUGAUGAAGGAGUGCCAAUUGAUGCCAUCAUUUUUGGUGGCAGGAGACCAGAAGGAGUGCCUCUGGUAUAUGAAGCAUUUAACUGGCGGCAUGGAGUAUUUGUUGGGGCUGCCAUGAGAUCAGAAUCCACAGCAGCAGCAGAACAUAAAGGUAAAAUGCUCAUGCAUGACCCAUUCGCUAUGCGUCCUUUCUUCGGCUACAACUUUGGUAAAUACCUGGCCCACUGGCUGAGCAUGGAGACAAGGAAAGGACCAACUCAGCUUCCGAAGAUCUUUCAUGUUAACUGGUUUAGAAGAGAUCCAAAUACCAAUUCCUUUCUUUGGCCAGGUUUUGGAGAGAAUGCUCGAGUCCUUGAAUGGAUCUUUAAUCGCUGUGGUCACAAUAGUGAAGACCAAGCUGCCAAAAAAAGUAUUAUAGGAUGGUUGCCUCAAGAGGGUACCAUCAACACAGAAGGUCUGGGUAACAAUGUAGAUAUGAAUGCACUCUUUGAUAGUCCUAAAACUUUCUGGCAAAAAGAAGCCCAGGACAUAAGAGCCUAUUUCAGCCAGCAGGUGGGGGAUGACCUACCCAAGGAGGUAGAGGGUGAGCUAAGAGCACUAGAAGAAAGAGUUAGGGAUUAAGAGGGAAGGAUGUUAAUACUUGGUGUGUAAUGCAUUUGUUUUGUAAUAUGCUACAUUGUCCUAUUGGUUUGAAGCAUUGCAGUCUUUCAUUAAAGUCACUGAAGCUACA
Messenger RNA from Trichomycterus rosablanca, 2091 nucleotides. It is a transcript of the gene pck2, whose product is annotated as phosphoenolpyruvate carboxykinase 2 (mitochondrial). NCBI's taxonomy places the organism in Eukaryota, Metazoa, Chordata, Actinopteri, Siluriformes, Trichomycteridae. Gene Ontology annotation, biological process: propionate catabolic process; response to starvation; cellular response to glucose stimulus. Gene Ontology annotation, cellular component: cytosol. The transcript is spliced from 10 exons. Gene Ontology annotation, molecular function: manganese ion binding; phosphoenolpyruvate carboxykinase (GTP) activity; GTP binding. The record is from RefSeq and is a predicted model, not a curated record. The coding region runs from base 75 to 1982 and encodes 635 amino acids.